This is a messenger RNA of Megalops cyprinoides (Indo-Pacific tarpon), 3175 nucleotides long. RefSeq names its product cytochrome P450 3A27-like. Gene Ontology annotation, molecular function: heme binding; iron ion binding; steroid hydroxylase activity. The record is from RefSeq and is a predicted model, not a curated record. Bases 175 to 1704 code for a protein of 509 amino acids. The transcript has 13 exons. NCBI's taxonomy places the organism in Eukaryota, Metazoa, Chordata, Actinopteri, Elopiformes, Megalopidae.
UGAGAUUUGACAGCUUCCCGACAACGAUCACAUGUUGGCGUUUUCGGUUAUUACAUCAGUCGGUCUCAGCCGAAUACAAGUGAAGGAGCAAAAAAGAUUUUAGAGUUUAAAGUGAGGUGGGACUCGUUGAUUUUCCUGCUGUUGGAAGACGGCAUUCAUCAAGAAAAUCAAGAAAUGAGUUACCUUCCGUACUUCUCAGCAGAGACCUGGGCUUUGCUUGUCCUUUUGUUUAGUCUGGUUAUGCUGUAUGGCUAUAUGCCAUAUGGAGUCUUCAAAAAACUUGGCAUUCCAGGACCAAGGCCUCUUCCUUUUAUUGGGACAUUUCUGGAAUACAAAAAGGGUUUCUUCAGAUUUGACUCAGACUGCUUCCAAAAGUAUGGGAGAAUAUGGGGGUUUUAUGAUGGCAGACAGCCUGUUCUGGCAAUCAUGGAUACAGGAAUGAUCAAAACCAUUCUGAUCAAGGAAUGCUACUCCGUUUUCACCAACAGAAGAAAUUUAGGUCUGAACGGUUCACUGUAUGAUGCCGUCUCAAUUGCUGAAGAUGAUGAGUGGAAAAGAAUCCGCAGUGUUCUGUCCCCCUCCUUCACCAGCGGAAGACUGAAGGAGAUGUUUAUUAUCAUGAAAGAACAUUCAAAUAAUUUAGUUAAGAGUCUCCAGAAGAAGGCUGAAAAUGAUGAGCCAGUGGAUGUCAAAGAAUUCUUUGGCCCAUACAGCAUGGAUGUUGUCACCAGUACCUCAUUCAGUGUUGACAUUGACUCUCUCAACAACCCUGGAGAUCCCUUUGUUACCAACAUUAAGAAGAUGCUAAAAUUUGACUUUCUAAAUCCUCUUCUUAUUCUUGUCGUUCUCUUCCCGUUUCUCAUCCCAUUUCUGGAGAAAUUUGAAUUGUCCUUAUUCCCAGCAUCGGUUAUGGAUUUCUUUUAUGGUUCACUUCGGAAAAUCAAGGCUGAGCGGGAAAAGAAUGUGCACAAAAAUCGAGUGGAUUUCCUCCAAUUGAUGGUGGACUCUCAGAUACUCGAGAAGAAGAUUGACUCAACAGAAGAAAACUCACAAAAAGGACUGACAGACCAUGAGAUCUUGUCCCAAGCCAUGAUUUUUAUUUUUGCCGGAUAUGAGACCAGCAGCAGCUCACUUUCUUUCAUUGCGUACCUCCUGGCAACAAACCCUGAGAUAAUGAAGAAACUGCAAGAUGAGAUUGAUGAAGUCUUUCCCAACCAGGCCCCGCUGAAGUACGAGUCGCUAAUUCAGAUGGAGUAUCUGGACAUGGUGGUAAACGAGUCUAUGAGGAUCUACCCCAUUGGUGCACGCCUUGAGAGGGUCUGCAAGAAGACUGUGGAGAUCAACGGGGUGACCAUCCCGAAAGGAAUGGUGGUUAUGAUCCCAAACUACACCCUGCACAGGGACCCUGUACUGUGGCCUGACCCUGAGGUUUUCAAGCCAGAGAGGUUUAGCAAGGACAACAAAGAAAGCAUUGAUCCCUAUGCCUUCUUGCCAUUUGGGGCUGGUCCUCGAAAUUGUAUCGGAAUGAGAUUUGCUGUGAUUAUGAUGAAGUUGGCCAUCGUUCAAAUACUUCAGAACUUCAGCUUUGCGGUCUGCGAGGAGACUCAGAUACCACUAGAGCUUGGAAACCUGGGAUUCCUUGCACCGACCAAGCCAAUCAAGCUGAAGCUUGUCCCGCGCAUUCCAGACAACAAAGAGGAGUAAACAAGAAAUGUCUUUAAAGGAAAUUUACAGGAAAUUUCUCCUGCCACCCCUGUGAAUGUCGCAAGUGGGCAGUAGUCAGAGUAAAGAUCUACGUUAUUUAGAAACAAGUGUACUAAUACACGUAAUGACUGUUCUGUGUGAAUGAUAACUGUUCUUUUGAAAAUCACUGUUCAGUACUGAUCAUGAAUACCAACUCUUUCAUCCUUGUUAAUGGUUGAUGUUCUACUAAUCACACAUUUCUUAAUAUUUUACACACAAUUAUUCCUUCUUUAUAUAUUUAAUAAGCCAAUUAUAUAAAACAGAUUAAUCUGUGGACAACUCUACAUCUAAUGUGCAAAGGGAAAAGUCCAGUGUGAGGUAACUUGCCAUUUCUAAGUGAGACAGUACUCAUUCAAUGAUAUAACAGCUUUGUUGAUCUGAAGCCAAUGAGCCAAAUGUCUAAACCAGUCCUCUGAAUUGAAUUCAUUGAAAUUGUAUCUUGUAUUUUUAAGUAGCUUGCCAAAAUGAACUACUCAUCCUCAACACAUAAAUGAAUGAAAAUGUAAGUUUUCCUCUUCCCUUGUUGGACUUUUUCUUUGCCAUGUCCUAUAGUUUGGCAGUACAUAUGCAGAAUGAUCAUUUAAUAAAACACUGAGCUUAUUCUCCUAGGAAUGAUCCUAAGAUUUUUUUGGGUCACAUGAUCUAAAUUGACACUUCAACUUUCACAAUAGCACUAGGUCACUGAACUUGAGACUCCAUGUGAAAUCCCCCUGAACUGGUUUUACCUAGCUACUUAACAAAGAGUUUUUUGUUUGUUUUAUGUUGUUUAGACGGUAGCGUAAAACACCUCUGUCUUAACCUACAGAAUACAGAUCUGUUAUGUCUUUAUUUUGAUGAGCAAGUAUUGGCCUGCUCUGUUGCAAUAAGGGAAUUCAAGUUUGAGUAAGUGGAAUCUUUGAAAUUACUCAAUUCACACAAAGCGCUUUAAUAAACAGCCAUUUCAGCUGCCAGAGGAUGAAAGUGACAUGCUGUGACAGGUUACCUUUUACUUGUUGUGGCAUGUUUUCAAGGUGCCUCCAAUACAGGAAAGGUAGCAUGCUUAAAGAAAAUGACAUUGGACACCCAUAACUGCUGAAAAGAUUAUUUGUUCAUGUACUCUGCUCUGCUAGUCUGUAUUAUCUGAAGGCAAGGAGAGGUGCUGAAUAACAGUUUACUACUAAUGUAGACCAUGUAGUUUUUAGAAAUGAAACUCUGUAGUAUUGCAAUUAUAUUUAUAAGCCUUCUUCCCCAUCUUGCUUCAUUUUGACUGUAUAUACAUAUAUUUUACUUUUAAAUAAAUCUAGAGACUAAAGCAUAUUAUGUCCUGUCAUUGUUUUGGAAUACCUUUUUGCCUGUACAGUAGUCUGUCACUUGUGAGACAGGCUGUGUGUGUGUGUUAAAAAUGUUUGCUUAUCUUUAAAAAAUAAGCAAAUUUUUUUUUUAAAAAAUUCCA